AUGGUGUAGAGAUCAUCAUCAAUGAUAACAUGAUAAAAGUUCAUGGUACAUUGAUCUCAUUUGUUGGUGACUCAUUAGCAGUACAUGAUAUUUUGGGUUUUCUAAGCCCAUCUGCAAGAAAGCUAUGUAGGUUGUGCCUUGUAACUCGAGAAGAAAUCCAGACUAACUUUUCAGAUGAGGAUUUUCAGCUUCGUGAAAUGGAAGAACAUGAUGAAUUAUCUCAGAUUGCUGCUGAUAGAGGACGUGGUGAUUCAGACAGUGGCAUAAGAGGUGUAUGCCCAUUGAAUGUGUUGAGUUCUUUCCACUGUGUGAAUAAUUUCAACUUUGAUGUUAUGCACGAUCUUCUUGAGGGAGUGUGUCAGUAUGAGAUUAAACUCAUACUUAACCAGCUUCUCUUUGUGGAUCAAUUCAUGACAUUGUCUGAAUUUAAUCAGCGCAUAUCAUCUUUUCAUUACUCGUUCAAUGACAAGAAGAACAAGCCAACUUGCUUGUCAAUGGAACGAAUAAGGAAUAUACAAGACCACAAACUAGGUGAAAAGGCUUCCCAAAUGUGGUGUUUGACACGGAUGUUGCCUCUGUUGAUAGGGGAUCGUAUCCCUCAAGAUAACCUCCACUACGAAAUACUACUUUUGUUGUUACAAUGCUUGGAUAUAAUUUAUUCACCCGUAGUUUCUAUACCUCAGACUGUAAUUCUGAAACACAUGAUUAUUGAUCAUCAUAGUCAUUUCAAGCUUGUGUUUCCCAAAAGCCGUAUGAUAAAUAAGCACCAUCACAUGGUGCACUAUCCAAUGUGCAUGAGAAUGUGUGGACCUCUGGUUCUUUCGCAAUGUCUUCGGUUUGAAAUUAAGCAUAAUUUUGGCAAGAGAUUAGCAGCAAUUAAUUGUAAUUUUAGAAACAUUUGCAAAAGUGUUGCUGUAAAACACCAGGUGAUGCAAUGUGCAGGUUGGAUGGGAAAAGGUCUAAGAGAAGAUUUGGAGUGCAUUAGUGGUAGUGUUGUUACAGUUUCUUCAUUAGAAGGAAGCCAAUCUAUCAUUGAAAGCCUUCACCUUCAUGAGGACUCUGAAAUCUUUGCAGCCAGUAAAGUGACAGUAUAUGGCAUUGAGUAUAUUCCAAAUAUGUACUUGGUAACAGGCAUUGAUGAUGAUGAUGAACCACAGUUCAGUCGAAUAGUAGUCAUUUUGGUCCCAGGGACAACAGCAGGAGAGAUCAAUUUUGUUGUUAGAAGGUGUUACAAUAGUGGGUUUUUCCGCCAUUACCAUGCCUUCUGUGUCCAAGAAAUGGAGAUGUGUGCAUACAGUUUGGUGAGGCUUGAUGACCUUAUUGACCAUGUGCCUUUGACUGCAUUAUCAUCCUAUGAGAACAACUCAAGAGUUUACCUGUGCCCUCGACAUAGUCUAAUACAUCAUAGAGAAUGAUGUUGACCUAGAAGUUCUACUUACAAUGUCAGAAGGAGAUCUUGACAAACUUGGCAUAUCAUUUGGUUUGAGGCGGAAAUUGUCCGUGGCAAUUGGAAAGUCACAACAGCAGCCAGAGAGUACCUCAGACGAAAUCG
This is a messenger RNA of Lytechinus variegatus (green sea urchin), 1552 nucleotides long. RefSeq lists its product as uncharacterized. NCBI's taxonomy places the organism in Eukaryota, Metazoa, Echinodermata, Echinoidea, Temnopleuroida, Toxopneustidae. The transcript is spliced from 2 exons. The record is from RefSeq and is a predicted model, not a curated record. The coding region runs from base 30 to 1415 and encodes 461 amino acids.